CUUAAAUGCAUGAGUUGCCAUUCUGUGUUGAACCAGCAGGUUUUUUCCACUAUUUUUUCCCUCGCUCUAUUUUCCUUCUUCUUCUUUUUUUGUUAUUGCUUUUCUGUUUGACACUUUAUCUUGCUAUUCUUCGGUCGUUAUCUUUUUAUCAAACAGCUAUGGAAGUUCUGCAUCACCCUGAUUCCUAUCUCCCCACAUCCAGCAACUACUCUUACCAUCAUCACAACACCAACGCGGACCCCAUCCCCAUCCACCAGUCCAACAACGAUAUAAGAUCUUCGUCGUCGCCCAGCCACACUGACACUUUUAAACUGGCCGACGAUGCCCAUCAGCGACCUCUGUCGCGAUGUAACUCCACCUCGCUGGCGGACUUGAUUCCCGCCGCUACCGCGGCCAUGAGAGCGAGCUCUGAAUAUAAACGGCGCCAGGAACCGGAUCCUGAAGCGUCACUCAAUACAGCCUUUGCGCGCGCAUUAGCCAAAGUGAAGGUGCAAGUGCAAACGAAACGGCUCAAAGAAAAGUACCUUGCCCAUGAAUGGAUUCGGCUGGCACUAGGAUUGCCUGUGGAUGAAAGCAAGAUCAACCAGAAUCCUAAUGGCUUUAUCACUGCCGACGAUGUUCAAAGCACUCUGAGCACGCCAAGGAUUGCAUACAAGAAUUUGGAUGGACGCACGGGAGAAAUUGCAACGUGGUACGAAUGGAAGAUCAAUAAGAGCAGGUUCACCGUCGAUGAAGUGGAACGCAAAGUCGAUCGCCUGCGACAAAAAAAAUUUGCACAUCAUCAGGCUUCACUGAAAUCAUGAGACAUGGGAGGCGAACUUUAUAUCGUUUCUCAAAUGUUGUUAUUACUAUCAUUAUCGUUUUUUCCAUCCCUUUUUUCAUAAUUUUUAUUGUCUG
Molecule: messenger RNA, 897 nt
Organism: Radiomyces spectabilis
Lineage: Eukaryota; Fungi; Mucoromycota; Mucoromycetes; Mucorales; Radiomycetaceae
Exons: 2
Coding region: 6-803 (265 amino acids)
Source: RefSeq, a predicted model, not a curated record